CGGCGGUAAUGGAGGGAAGUGCUUGGUGCGCGAAGCGACAGAGCGACAGUGCUGUAGACGUAUUGGAACGGAGUGGACGUGUGUAGCUUGUUGUCUCGCUCUGACUCAGUUCGGUUCCAGUAGUGAGUGAGAGUGUUAGCGUGGUGCUAUUCUCGGCAUGUGCAUCUAGAUCUAUCGGCUUGUGUUGCAAUAUUUCGCAGGUUCAUUGUUUGGUAGGGAUUGUUGAUUGUUAUGUUGAUGCCGGCAGCUCUAGGCACCUCCGAGAACAUGCUGGGCGCCGAAGGGUUGGUUAGUAGUUUGGGUCUUGGCGCUCCAGCUGCGGCUGCAGCCGCUGCAGCUGCCGCUGCUCAACAACAGAAGGACACUACGUGGACAAAACUGUUUGUGGGAGGCCUGCCCUAUCACACCACCGACAAAUCGCUCAGGGAACACUUCUCUGUGUUCGGCGAAAUCGAGGAAGCCGUAGUUAUCACCGAUCGCCAGACGGGGAAAAGCCGCGGAUAUGGAUUUGUUAUAAUGGGUGAUAGACCUGCGGCGGAGCGAGCCUGCAAGGAUCCCAAUCCAAUCAUUGACGGAAGGAAAGCCAACGUAAAUCUAGCAAUUUUGGGAGCCAAGCCGCGUGGCACCGUUCAGCCAGGUUUCCCAUUCACUGGAAUCCGAGCUGCCUACCCUACAGUACUCCCUGGACAGUAUGGGGUGCAGCCGAGCUACGUGUACCAGUCGCCUUACUUGAGCAGCGCUGCUGCGGCAGCGGCUGCAGCUGCGGCCAACAGUCCGGGAGUGGUGUCGCUGCCGCCUGCGGCCCCGCUCACGCAUGCAGCUGCGAUGGCCGCCGCGUCGCAGUUCUACGAGUACCAGAACGCCGCAGCAGCUGCAGCAGCAGCAGCCGCAGCUGCAACCUCCUAUCCCAGCCAGUAUGCUACUAACGGAUUCGAGACAUACCCCUACACCACACCUGCUGGUCUCACAAAGAUAAACCUAGAUGGUGCGGCCAGCUAUGUAACACCGUACGGCUACACGACACUGCCGCAAAGCGCCGGCAUACCUACCGCGGCCACGGCUGCGGCUAGCGCCGCAUUCACGGGCCUCUCACCGUAUUCGGCGGCCGCUGCGGCUCAAGCCGCGUCGCUGCAAGAGGCGCGACUACAGUGAUGACUGCAGCCGCUAGGGCGAAUUGAAGAUCAUCCCUAGAACCAGUCACACAAAACAACCAUCAAGUGAGACUCACUUUACACUGUCAGCAUUGUUAUAUGCAUCAUAAAACCGCAUACAUCAUAAAUUCCCACAUAUUAGUGAAAGUGACACAGUGAAAAUAUAAUUGUGAACGUUCUCAUGGCACUAUUCACACUCGCUCGACCGGGUUGAGUGUGAACAGUCCCAUUAAAACUCAUGGGAAUUAUAUUUGCAUUGUACCGGACACUGAUACUGACACUGAGAUGUGGGAAUCCAGCUCAAAUAAGUGUAAGGGUGUGUACACACGCAGAGAGCCGUCAGCGGUCAGAGUUAUAUUAGGAUAAUAUUUUAUCAAUCAAAUUGAAAAUACUAGUGCAGCAACCCUGUUUGUGGAGUAGCCUAGUCAAUAACACAAAUGUGAUUAAAUUAGUUGAACAUUUAUUGAAGUUGUGGAAAAUCUCUAUAGUUGGAAAUACACUGUUUAAUUUUUGUGUAGUUGAGAAGUUGAUAUUGUGGUAAUUAUUCAUAUUGAAUGAAAAAGACUAAGAAAUUGUCAAAAAACCACUGAUUCUAAUUAUCUUUCUAUUGACUUUCUAAUUAUCAAUAAAUCAGUGGUUUUUUGACAAUUUCUUAGUCUUUUUCAUUCAAUACACUGUUUACUUACUGCCAUGGCCAUACAUAUCUAAGUAGAUAUUUAGCCGCACCAACAAAGCCCCUCCACCUCUCUCGAUUCUCCACGUCCUCCUCGGUUGCUCCAAUUCUCUCCAUAUCGGCCUUCACUUGACUCCGCCAUUUCCGUCGUGGUCUGCAUCUCGGUCGUCGUCCUUCUGGAUUUCUUCUCUACACUUUAUUUUUAUUUAUUUAUUUACAUCAAUAGAAAAAUUACAACAACAUAAUAUAGAGGCUUACAGCUUCAUGCCAAAACAAGCCUAAUUUAUUUAUUGAAUGUUAUUAUUUUCAAGGAAUUGAAUUGAAAAAAAAAUAGAAAACUGUCACAUUUCUUGAAGUUAGCAGAUUCAUCGACAGUUCAGUUCAAGAUAUACAAUGAUGUAAUUGAAAAUCAAUUGUUUACAAAAACUGAAACUAAAUUAGUAAGAAAGAAAAAACGAAAAAUAGCAAUAAAAAUAGUUACUUGAUUAAGAUUACUGUCAUCUUUUCUUCUCAAAAUAUGCUCAGCCCAUCUGAUCCUUCUACACUUGAAAUACACUGUUUUAUUUGUCAAGUCCAGUUUUAUUUAUUUGACUACAGUUUCGUGUUUAAAACAACAUAUAAUAUUUAUCCAUUUAUUCACAACGAAAACAACGGGUUUCCCAAAAUAUGUGUCCUUUACACUGCAAAUUGAACAUCUACAUCAUUGUAUAUCUUGAACUGUACUGUCGAUGAAUCCUGCUAACUUCAAGAAAUGUGAUAGUUUUCCAUUUUUUUCAAUUCAAUUCCUUGAAAAAAUACAGCAAUUCACAUUACAAUUCAAUUAAAAUUAUUUUCAGGAAAUAAUAUUUUCCCACAUAGACUAUUGGUCCGUGUGUGGGGGAAGAAUUCCUCUCUAUAAUAGCUGUAAAAUGAAUUUAAAUCCUGCAGAAUUCUGCCUUAAUAUUAUUCUCACUUAAUUAUUACAAUAUUGGAAAUAGAUAAAGAUAAAGAGAUAUAAAUCAUUAAUAGUUUUUUUCAUAAACAGAGCAUGAUGUCGUGGUUUUUUUAAAGAUUACUAUAGUAUUAUGUUGGAGUAUCUCCUAAAGUUUUUAAAUUACUUAUUAUAAUGUUCAGAGUGCUGCAUCGCAGUAACGGAGUUAACAGAGUUCGAAUCAGAAUCUAUAUUUAAGGCGAGUUUAUGAGGGCUUCUGAUGCUUCCCGACCAAUACCAAGCAACCAUGUGACUAUCUUAUUCUUUGUAGUUAGCAACACUGCAUCCCUCAGCCUCUUUUAUUGUAAUUGGAAGAUUGCGGAGAAGUAGGUGAGCAAUACGAAAUGGGUUGUUAUCGACCGAUGUAAAGGUAGCUAGUAUUAUGGUGGUCAGGUUAGAUUCAACAGUAAUUGAUUCGCCAACGCCAAGAAAAAUUUAUCUACCUGACAUAUAAGGGUUUAACCUGUUGUCUCCAUGUGUAUAUUUAUGCAAAUAAAUAUUCUAUCUGAAACGCUUAUCGAUACCCAUUUUCAACUCUGAACGACUGACCGCUUUAUCUGUGCACACACCCAAAGGAACGUUGAUUAUUGAAUCGGUGGCAUUGAUGACAACACUACAUCAAUGAUUAUAAAUAAGAAAUCCUGAUGGUUUAUUGGGAAACAAUGAUGGCGGAAUGCUGACAGUCUAAAGGUGCGUACAGAUUUACGCGCCGCGAACAUGACCAAUUCAAUUUUAAUCAGCUGAUGCCAAGCUUUUUAUAUCUGUAUCUUACCGUUUCUGUAAAAAUACAGAUAUAGUCAGCUGAUUAAAAGUGAAUUGCUCAUGUUCGCGGCGCAUAUAUCUGUACGCACCUCAAGAGUAUCUCACAUUUUCUAGCUGAAUUAUUUUAGAUUAAGUUUGUAUAGUCGACAAAAAAAGCUGAUUAACAAUCUACUUACAGUUGAUUGUUCUAUUAACAGGAAACAACCUAAACAAUAUUAUCAAUUAGAAUUUUAAAUACUAGUGCAGCAAUCUUGAUGUGGAGUAGCCUAUUAUUUCCUGCUUGUUACCAGAUGAUUUUAUUUUCUAUCAGUAGUCACACAAAUGUGAUAGUUUUCUAUUCUAGUGGUCAGUCUGAACUUAACAGUUAUUGAAUCACGAAGAAGAACACUAUUCACCUGAAAGAGAAACAACCAUUUCUCUUUAGAAUAUUAGUAAAACAAUCAUCAAGUACUCACUCCUGAUUUUUAAACUAUAUAUAUUAUUUUUACUUCAACGCUACGUACAAAAUCAAUGGACGUUCUGUACUUACUUUUUGUUCAACUUUAAUUUAUUAUCUAGAUGAGUAUUACAUACUGUUAUGGUUGUAUCCUACAUAACCUUCAUAAUCUAUUCAUGUUGGAGAUAUAAGUAGCACUGUAUACAUGCGCUAUAUUCUCUCAAUAUUAUCUAGUACUGUUAUGGUUGUAUACUUCAUAAUCUUUACAUCUUUGGAGAUACAAAUAGCAUGCACUAUACAAUGUGCUAUAUACUUUCAAUAAAAUAGUUAUAUAAAUGUGAUAGAGUUAUAGCCAAAAAUAAAGUAUAUAUAUCUAGUGUAAAACAUAGAAUAAAGUUGUUAGUACUUAAUAGUUACUACUUGAGUAUGCUACGGUACCAAAACAUUGUUGUUUAUGGAAUGAGAAUUUCAAGUAACGUAAAAUAAGUGGUAAACUGUAGGGAGCUCGAUCACUAAGUACUUAAUUCGUGCAAUCCACUGUACAUCCAAGAAUGGGAAUAUAUUUUCAACUUUUUUAUUGUUGACUUUGAUUUGAUUUAGCGAUGAGAAUAUCGGAUCAAUUUAUUUUCAAAUUUCUGUAAUCAAUUUUAAUGAAAUUAGUUCCAUAGUUUCUAUCACUAGAUGCCAAUUUCUAAUGAUUCUUUUAAUAUUAGAGUAGUCUACUAAUCAAGUAUCACUUGAAUUAAGUAAUCCGAAUUGAUAUUAUACAUUUCAUGGGAUCCAAAAGCAAUUUAUUUUUUGAUGCAAUAUUCUUAUUCAAAAUGAGCAUUUACUGUGCAUAUUAAUGGACGUAAUAUUAUACUGUAUUCAUAUGGAUGGAUAUUAGUUUGAAUGAUUUAUCCUAGAAGCUGUUGAAAUUUUGAAUAUAUAUCAGUAGUUCAGAACCAAUGGAAGUAAAUAGUACUCAAGUUUAUAAUGUAGAAUUUCUAAAAAGGAAAUGAAAUGCGGUAUGUUCUUGCAAUAUGUAAUUUUAGUAUGUGUAGCAUGAAUGUAUGAGCGAAUCAAAAACUGUCAAUUUUAAAUGAUAACUUGCGAGUAUCUGGUGGAAUGCGUUGUGAGGGAAGGACAUUUCAAAGAACUUCAAUUACCUAGUCAAGUUAUGUUAUCAAGCUUAAUUUAUUAUGUUGAAAGAUGUGAGUAGACGUUUCUCUUUGUAGCAUAAUUGCACAUAAAAUGAAAAAUUUUAAAGAAUCCCUCCAUAAAGUUGAGAACUCCCUGUUACAUUUAAAGAGCUUACAAAUUUCAAAACUUUAAAAAUAUCUAGUUUUGAUAAUACAUCACAAAUAUUCAAUAAAAUACGAGGUUCAAUAUUUUUGUAUAAUACCAUCAAUAUUAAAAAUGAGACAUUAGUAAUUUUCAAACGUUUUAUAAGAAUCCAAAAUGAAGUUUGCAUUUUAUAUUUUUGUACUAAUUAACACUGUAGUGAGAUCAAUAGUCUAAAUUGCAGUAUUGAUUAGAGCACUUCUAAAGUUUGAAGAUAUCAUUCAGUUUCAUGUAGUUAGAACUUUCAAUUUCAAAAAAUUGCCAUUUCAAUAAGAUUUAUUUUACGUUACCAAAACUGAUAAUACUUUUUAAUUAGGUCAAUUUUAUAAAAUCUACAACAGAUGUGCGAUAACGGUGAAGUUUUAAAUCAAGAUUGAACUUUAGUUUAAUUUUUAUAAAGAUUUUAAGAGUUCAUAGAACAAAUAACAUGAUUCUUUUCGAUCCAUAAAUUAGAUCCUGUCACUUUGAAAUGUAGUUGGAAAAUCAGUAGACAGCGACUGAAUAGAAAAAAUAGAUUUUUGAUUAGCAGAAAAAUCUACGAUAAUCAGAAAGUGCCUGUUUUGAAUACAAGUAUUUAGUGGACGUUGAUUUUUAUGGAAGCUCACAGAUACUGUAUAUUUUUUCUCACGAUUGAGCAUUGCGUUGGUGCAAGUUCCAGUCAAUAAAAUUGAUUAGUUACUUGCGGUUAUAAAUCCACUAUUAUUCCAAAAUUACUGUAUUUUUAAAACAGGUUCGUUGUUAAUCCAUCAAUCACACUUUUAUGCUGAGGUAAAGAGACUAAAAUUCUUUAUUGCAAACUUUUCACAAUAAUUAUAAUCUCAAAAGAAAUUGAUAUCUUAUCAAUAUGUAAAAUAAUGGUUAAUCUAGUCUCAUAACAUAUUGUAGAAUUAUUUUCGCCUUAUUAAUGGUUAAUAUUAGGUGAUGUCUAGCUGCUUAGUAUAUUUCAUUUAGCUACUAGGUUAAUUUAGUUUCAAUUCCAUGUAUAAUUUGCCAUCAGGGGGCAGAUGAACUUAAUAUUAGGGGCACCAAAGGUGUACUUACUUAGUCUAAUAAAUACAUCAGAAUAAACUGAAGUUAUAAAUAUAGGCUAUUCUUCGUAUGCCUCAGUUAUUAAAUUGCAACAUUUAGUCUUUAUUGGAUUCUUUCUUUAACCAUAAUUAUAUAAUGUAAUGUUCAACGUACUGAACUGUAUCAUGAAUAUAUCCAAGUUGCUCACUUUGUAUUACUGGCAAAUAUGAUUUGCUAACGUUAAUACACAGCUUAGAAUCUAUUUAGUUUUAGCAUUUCAUAAAAAUGUAUUUCUUUCUUCAAUGUAAAAUUAUUUAUAUCAUUAUGUAUAUAGCCAUACUGUUAUUGUAUUAAAUUUCUAUUUGUAAUAUCUUUCGUGGAAACAAUAUUUUGUAAUUUGAAUGUUCUCUAUCAGUACUUAAAUCCAUAUACCGUCCUCGCUAAUUCAUUUCCCUCGAUAUUCAAUUAUAAUUUUCAUUAGCAAGUGCGAUGGCGCAUUCCUACUAAUUCACUAAUUUAUUUCCUAUGUCCGAGUUUAUUGAUGCAACAGUAGCUUUUGAUAGUAGCAGUAUUAAUCUGGAUUUCCACAGUGUAAGUGCACAGUGGAAAUAUUAUUCUCAUCAGUUCUAGUAGAACUACCUCCUCUCAGUAGUCGGCGUCUAAGGAGAAUUAGAACUUAAGGAAAGAAUAUAUUUUCCCACUGAUAUGUGGAAAUCCUGCUUAAGAAAGUGCCAGUAUAGACCAAGGCUAAAAAAGACACUUUCUAAUAAACCUUGGGCUAGUCAAAUUGAGAAACAAAUUUGUAAAUUUGUGAAAAAAUUAGUAAGAAAGCGCCCUACCGCCAGUCAACAUCACGUGACUCAGUGCCUUUUCAAUGUGGAUCAAUCACACUUAGCGGAUUGAUUCAGUUGUCAAUAACAUUAUAACUGCAAUUCCUAAUACAGAUUACUGUAACCAUCAACAAUUUUUAUGUUAAUUAAACUGAAAGAAAGAAUAGAUUUUGUACUAUUUAAUAUAUAUUGUCGUAAUAAAUAUUGCCAAUAUCUCCUAGUUUUUAAGAUAUAAAUAUUAUUAUGUCGUAAAAAUUGAAUAAAAAUUAAAUGUUACUCGUCA
Messenger RNA from Nilaparvata lugens (brown planthopper), 7436 nucleotides. Its product is annotated as RNA-binding protein 24-B. The transcript is spliced from 6 exons. NCBI's taxonomy places the organism in Eukaryota, Metazoa, Arthropoda, Insecta, Hemiptera, Delphacidae. Gene Ontology annotation, cellular component: cytosol. Gene Ontology annotation, molecular function: RNA binding. Bases 232 to 1152 code for a protein of 306 amino acids. The record is from RefSeq and is a predicted model, not a curated record.